Molecule: messenger RNA, 1908 nt
Organism: Rhagoletis zephyria (snowberry fruit fly)
Lineage: Eukaryota; Metazoa; Arthropoda; Insecta; Diptera; Tephritidae
Gene: Arp8
Product: Actin-related protein 8
Source: RefSeq, a predicted model, not a curated record
UCGUUCCAACAUUAUCCAGGUGUUGUUUACUAUUAUUUCAUAGAGUUUUUUUAGCAUUAUGCCUUGUUAAUAAAAACCGAGCUUUCGGAUAGUAUUUUGAUGUUUUAAAGCGAGUAAAUGCAAGCCCAACGUAUAAUUAUAAUACACCCAGGAUCUUUGUAUUUAAGGAUUGGAAGAGCUUCCGAUCUUAAUCCCAUUACGAUUUUGCAUGCAGUGGCACAUCUGCGGCGUGGAAAUAAAAACUCGCAAAAUCAUAAGGAUGCGCUUCUGCCGAACGUACAGAGCUCAGCUGAAACAAUUGCUGAGUUCGAGGAACAGAGACUGCAAGUCUCCCAUUCUAUACAAUCAUAUGCACCACUUCGUGAGCCACAUGAACGAAGUGCUAAACGUUUGCGCGUUGCUACACCACCACAACAAAUAGCAACUUUUAACAGGCGAAGUGUUCCGGAGGAUCUGCCGCUCUCAGAUGACGAGGACUCUGAAGCCAUAAAGCAUGAAAUGAGGGACACUCGCAAAAAAGAUGAAUUACUUUUCGAUAAAGACAUUUUGUCUUUACGAGAAGAGGAGUCCGUGGAAUACAAUAUUCAUUUUCCACUGCGGCGAGGGGAAUUUAAUCUACAUAAAUAUGUGGGUGGCUCUACCGCAGCGGUGAUAUCUCAUAUGGAAACAAUUUGGUUAUAUGCUUUACGAAAGCAUUUGAAUAUUAGCGCUGGUACUUUGCCACACUACAGUGCUGUAUUGGUUAUACCAGACGUCUACAACCGUAGUCAUCUACGUGAAUUAACCACAUUGCUAUUACAACGUUUACGUUUUCGCUCGUGUUUUUUAUUACAAGAUCAUGUGGCAGCCACUUUUGGCGCGGGGCUCAGCUAUGCGUGUGUUGUUGAUAUUGGAGAUCAAAAGUGCUCGAUAUCUUGUGUGGAGGAUGGUAUUAGUCAUCCAGAAACACGAGUGCGUCUUUCUUAUGGGGGAGGUGAUGUUACGCAAGUUUUUUUAAAUCUGCUUCGUAAAUGUGGUUUUCCUUACAAAGAUUGUAAUGUAGAAACAGACUAUUCAGAUGCCGCGCUAUUAAUGGAUUUAAAGGAACGUUUCUGCCAUCUUACCUUGGAUGUGUGUGGAGCCCAGGAGAGAAACUUUGAGGUAAAGAAAGCAAAUAAAAAAAUGCGUUAUACUUUGCAAAUAGGCGACGAAUGUGUGGUUGCGCCUCUAUCCCUUUUUCAUACAGAAUUAUUAAAUAUAACAACCAAAACGAAGCAGGCAAACGUUCAACUACGAAGUAGUCAACAACCAGAUCCAGAAGACUGCUUUGAUGCCGAGUAUAUACGCGAAACAGGACGUCGAAAUGGUGGGCGUGACCAAUUGUUGGAAGGAGCACUACCAUCGACGGGUGAAGUUGCUGAGGACGAUUUGGUUGUAGACGAUGUUGUGGAACGUGAUGUUAAUGUGAAAACUGGUGAUAAGGAUGAGCUUUUAUAUAUGUUUAAUGGUCAAAUUUUGCCUCUAGAUCAUGCUAUAGUACGCAGCAUUGAACGUUGUUCAACAGAAGAGAUUAAGCGUAAAAUGUACAGCUGUAUACUACUUGUUGGUGGCAGCACUAAAUUUGCUGGAUUUGCUAAAUGGCUAGAACAACGUGUUAUGCUGCAAUUAGCGGCCAUAUCGACAGCAUCUUCAUCAUUUGAAGUGAAUGCUUUUAGCAAGGAAAUGGAUGCAGGUAUGAUAGCUUGGAAAGGUGCAGCAAUAAUGUCAUGCUUGGAAAGCGCACCAGAGUUAUGGAUAUUUGGUGGAGAAUGGGAAAAGUAUGGCUUGCGCGUAUUGCGUGAAAAAGCUCCGUUUAUUUGGUGAAUUGGGGGCACAGCUGAAUAUUUUGCGAUGAUAUUGAAUUUUAAUAAUAAAAUAGUUCGGAACACA